Molecule: messenger RNA, 2317 nt
Organism: Patella vulgata (common limpet)
Lineage: Eukaryota; Metazoa; Mollusca; Gastropoda; Patellidae
Product: proline-, glutamic acid- and leucine-rich protein 1
Exons: 16
Coding region: 711-2294 (527 amino acids)
Biological process (GO): rRNA processing
Cellular component (GO): nucleus
Source: RefSeq, a predicted model, not a curated record
UGGCAGCCUCCAGUGAGAACGUGCUCUCAGCACUAUUACCGUUAUAUUUUGGAGAUGACAGCUCAUUAUCUCACGUUCCCCAUGUUAUAUCCAACGUGGAUGAUCAUCAGCUGUUUGCGAUUCCGAAAACAAAUUCUUUGCAUCCUGUGAUCAGCCACAUUCAUACGUGCCUGAACUCAUCUAAUAAAAGAUUAGAAGGGUUAUUAUUACUAGAGAAACUGGUUGUACAAUCUUCAACUUUAAUAUUUACUGAUUAUGUUAAUACAUGGAUUAAACUUUUGUUACAAAUUUUAAAGGGUCCAGGGGAGACAGUGUUUCACCAACAGUCAUGUAAAAUUAUUUCUCUCAUAUUGAAAAUAUCUACAGAUUUCAGUGAAAUAUCUCGAGAUGUGGCUACAAAUAUCAUACCCCAACUUUUACCAGUUUUACUCAAUGCCCAAGAUUUUUAUAAAGAUGAAGCUAUUCACUGUAUUAAAGUUUGCUGUGAAACUUUUCCAGGACCAACAGGUAGUUUCAGGAAUAAAAUAGAGAAAUUACUACUGGCUGAUCUUCAGUGUCACAUACCUAAAUCCGACUCGGCUCAUUGUUUAGCUUUAUUAGGAGGAUGUGGUCCAGGUGGCAAGAAUCGAGUUAAACAUUCACUAGGCUGGAGAAUACAAUUUGAUAAAAUAUACAAUACACUUAAACAUACAUUAUCACAAUUAUAUGAUAUGGUAGAAACAGACGAAUCAUCAAGUAGUAAUGAUAUUAAUGGAGAAAUGUUUCAACUGAAUAUAAUACCUGAUAAUACAAUAGAUAGACGUGAUGUAUUAAUACAUAGAUUUACUGUCUUUAGUCAGGUUUUAUCUUCAUUAUUUACGGAGAGUUUUACAGCUGUAGCUGAAAUUCCAGUAGAGAAUAUUCUUAGACUAGUUUGUGAUUGUUUAGCUGUUAACGGAAAAAUGUUGGAAGCUCGUCCAUCUACUGAUCAUCUGUUAUUAUUAGCUUUACUACCUACAGUACAUAAAACGGCUUUAUCUAUUUUAAAUAGUUUAAUCUUAAUGUGUAGACAAGUUCUAAUUCCUUUUACAUCGACUAUUAAUAAACUGUUUAUACAGAGUUUGGUGUGGACAAGAGUAAAUACUAAAUAUGGUCAACAAAAACAAUAUUGUACAUUAAGAGAGUGUGUAUAUAAAACUAUGACGACGUGGUUACAACUUCUUGGUUCCUCCAGUAAUCUUGUUGCCGAGGAAACAGACCUAAUUAAAGAAAUAAUCAGUGAUGUCACACCACAGGUUGAUGUAAUAAAGCUUUCAACAACUGGUAUGAAUACUGGUUUAGAACCUCCAAAGAAAAAGAAGAAGAAAAAUGCAGGAUAUCAAGAAAUAACACAGGGAAUGAGUUCUUAUAGAAAAACUAAUAUAUUAGCUAAUUCUACUCUUACUAGUAACUGUCUAAAGGUAUUUCAGUUGUUUGUAUCAAGUUUUGGUUCUAGUCUUCAAACAAAGUCAUACAAGGAUAUACAAGAAGUAAUAGUGUCUAUAUUAUUAGAUGUACAAUGUAAUAGAGAAGUACCACCAGUACCAUAUAGUGAUGAUAAGUCUCGUAAAAGAUUAUAUGCUGUAUUAAAAGCUUGCGUCAUAUCACAACAUUCUAAACUACCUUCAUUAUUACAAUGUGCUGUUAGAUUUUUUACAAUUGGACAAAACGACCCCAGUGUAAUGGUUUCAUCUUUCUGUAGAGAAGCACUAUCCAUAAGUGAGUGUUUAUUUCAUCCUCGGGCUCCUUGCCUUCGUGGGCCAAAUUUUGAAGUUUCUACAAUACAUUCAGAUAAAUCUAUUCAAAAAGAGACACUGGUAAACCAUUCAUCUAUUCAAAACACACCCAAUAAGCCAUUAGUGCCUUCUAAAACAUUGACUCUCUCACGCUCAAAAGUAGAAAAGACUUCUGUCAAGCCAACUCUUAAUCAGCCUCAGCAAACAUUUAUCCAGGAUUCAAACAUAGAAGCAGACUCCGAUUCUGACUUAGAUGAAGAACCUGAAGAUAAUGCAUCAUCGAAGCCCAAGAAACUAUCCUUUGAAGAUAUGCAAACAUUGGAGGAUGUAGCAGAUGGUCAUAUGCCGUCAGUUGAAGAAUCUGAAAUGCGUACAAGUCAGGAGAAGAUUUCACAAGUUGAAGAUGUUCAUGGUUCUGUUGUGUCAGAAGAUAUGCCAGAAGAGAAACCAGAUUCGAUGUCUCUUGAUGUUCAGACACAGAAUAAAGCUGUGGAAUCAAUGGCAAUGAGUUUCAUCGAUGCUGGACCAGAUUCGGAUUGAAAAUAAAUAUAACUGAAAACAUA